This is a messenger RNA of Macroventuria anomochaeta, 2437 nucleotides long. RefSeq names its product kinase-like protein. The coding region runs from base 68 to 2284 and encodes 738 amino acids. NCBI's taxonomy places the organism in Eukaryota, Fungi, Ascomycota, Dothideomycetes, Pleosporales, Didymellaceae. The transcript has 4 exons. Gene Ontology annotation, biological process: peptidyl-serine phosphorylation; peptidyl-threonine phosphorylation. The record is from RefSeq and is a predicted model, not a curated record. Gene Ontology annotation, molecular function: ATP binding; protein serine/threonine kinase activity.
CCGUAAGCUCGCUGUCCGCCUGGUUGCCGCACACAGAAGCUUACAUCGCUGUCACCUACUACUGACCAUGUCCCUAGAGCAGCUGCCGAGCUUUUUUGUCCUCUCAGGAAAACACACAGACUUAUCAGACUUGAGCUCCGGUGAGAACAAUCAAGUGAAGCGUAACAUGGAUCACAACAGGCUAUCCGCUGCGUUGACACCGGUUGCUUCACGAAACCCUUCUUGUGAGGUUGAUGGAGUUACUUUGACAAACCAGGUGGAUACCAGCCAUGCUGAAGCAGAACAAGAACCGAUCGAAGAUCUCCCCAAAUCUAAACCUACGAACAUACGGCUACGCACCAACGAACAACUUCACAGACGUCACAAGAAGUCCCAGUCUGAAUAUGUCUUAUCACCUUUGCGUAAACGAAAGCUCAGCGAUGCCAACGCGCAUCGAAGAUCAUACAUCGUUGAGAGCGUGCAUGACAUGUUUUCAGCAGUCCGCCGCUCACAGAUUUUCUUGGAAAGAGGAAUAACGGAAAAGGAAGAUAAUGCGAAGUCAGCCUCGCCCGAACAGAUCGAGAAUCUCUCAAAAACACGACCGAUCCAUAUCGAUCGUAGAUCGAGUCGUCUGAAGGACCAGCUGAAGGGUGCUGCUAUACGUUCCAGCGUAUGUAACAAGCAGUUUGUUCCCCAGAAUCAUCUGUGCGACAUUAUCACCCAGAAGUCUGUUGAUAACGAGCUUGCAAGGUGGGAAUACCUUCCGCGCAAGAUCCGACACGCCCUCAGGAGGCCGACAGAUGUACCAAUCGAAGCCAAAAGUACUGAUUCCCUUGGCAGUGGUAAGACGUAUCGGAAGAUUUUUGCUAUCCUAUUAGAACUUCACCGACCGUCUCUGAUAUGGUCAUUUGUCGAAGAUGGGGUCUGCGACGACGAUCUCCCACUUGUGAAGGAGCAUUCCUCCAGAGGUACGCAACCUCGUUACGAAUUGCGUCGAGCCAAAGAUCCGACGACGCCACUUAAAUGUUUCAAGAAAUGGACCUUCGCAGGUGUCUCGGAGUUUGAAGACCGCCAGUGGAUGUUUUUGGCGGCAUCUUUUGAUAAAUCAAUCGAUAGUGACGACUCACACCAACAACUACAGGUCGAUCACAUCCUUCCCUUCACCAAGUGUGCCAAAGCACGGAAAGGUGGAUAUGGCAAGGUGUUUGAGACCGAGAUACACUCAGGUCACCACGCCUUCAAAGACAUGAAGGAGACCCGUUGUGUGGUAGCAGUCAAACAUCUGUCAGCGACGGACAGUAAAGCCGCCCAACGAGAAGCUGUUAUACUAAGAAGUAUGAGCAAAAGACCACACGCACACCCACAUGUCAUCUCCCUCCUGGCCACUUACGAAUAUCGUGGGGAAUUUUGUCUCAUAUUCCCCUGGGCUCAUGCAGAUCUUGAGAGACACUGGAAAGAUAACCGUGGGCCAUACGGUAGUGAUCCAAGAAUGGCGAGGUGGCUGCUCGAACAGUGUCUUGGAAUUGCCCAAGGACUUUACGAAAUCCACCGUUAUCGUACAAUUCCGAAAACAUCCAGUCUUUGGAAAGCCUCACACACUAGGGGAACUUCUGAUGUUGCAUUGAACAUCGGCUCACCACAACUCUUAUUCGGCCGACAUGGAGACAUCAAACCAAACAACAUCCUCUUUUUCCCCGAUAGUGGUUCUACUGUUGGGGGCGUUCUAAAAAUCACAGAUUUCGGAAUCACACGGUUCAGUACGGAUGAUAGACGGCUCUCCUUUCACGACAACGAACGUGUGCCUUACACGCCCACAUAUCAAUCGCCCGAGUGUCUUUUAAAGAAAAACAUAAGCACUUUAUGCGAUAUAUGGGCUCUCGGUUGUGUGUAUCUUGAGUUUGUGCUAUGGUUCCUACGCGGAUACGACCACGUCGAAAUGUUUGCGCACAACCGCAAAGAGGACGAUCUAAGCGAUGCUUUUUUUGAGAAAACUGGGAAAGAUCCAGAUACGGGAGCAAUGAGGGUGCAAGUAAAACCUUGUGUCACCGAGUUGAUAGCGGACCUUCGCUCUGCGGAAUGGUGCAGCACACCUUUCCAAAAGUUACUUAGUCUCAUCGAGGACAAAAUGAUAGUCCGAAGGGACGCUCAAACUACAUCAGCCGCGCAAGUACGCCCGGCUGGGAUAGUAACUGAUCGAAGCAGCCCGAUGAGAAUUGGCUCUGGCACCCUCGUCAACGAACUUGGAGCCAUACUCGAGGAACUCAAGAGUGAUGAAGCUAUUGUUUCGGCAUCUUGCGCUAUAUAAGAAGUCUAACAAUCAUGGCCAGGCCCCACUUCAUCUUUUCAAGUCCGUCUCUGGGUAGUCUGUGUACCGUCAACUCGUAUACACGAGCCGAGUUUUGUGAGAGCGUACUGGUAACUUAUCGGAAACAAAGGCAUUGUAUUAUUCUCAUUAUAU